Anguilla rostrata (American eel) is the source of this 1112-nucleotide messenger RNA. Its product is annotated as histone H2A.Z. Gene Ontology annotation, cellular component: nucleosome; chromatin. Gene Ontology annotation, biological process: heterochromatin formation. NCBI's taxonomy places the organism in Eukaryota, Metazoa, Chordata, Actinopteri, Anguilliformes, Anguillidae. The record is from RefSeq and is a predicted model, not a curated record. The transcript has 5 exons. The coding region runs from base 154 to 540 and encodes 128 amino acids. Gene Ontology annotation, molecular function: structural constituent of chromatin; DNA binding; protein heterodimerization activity.
UGAAUGUAAUUGGCUCCUCGUCUGAAAGAAGUAGUCCCGGAUGUCCUGGUAGUCUGCGUAUAUAAUGAAGUUAAGGCGGGACGACCAGUUUUGAACAAGAUAAGGUAAAGCGCAUUUUAGCUGUGAUCUGCGUGUCGGCAUAGCAGUAAUACAAUGGCUGGUGGCAAGGCUGGGAAGGAUUCCGGAAAAACUAAAACAAAAGCCGUUUCGCGGUCCCAGAGAGCAGGCUUGCAGUUCCCCGUGGGCCGUAUUCACAGACACCUGAAAUCCAGGACGACCAGUCACGGUCGCGUUGGGGCGACUGCAGCCGUCUACAGUGCAGCUAUUCUGGAAUACUUGACUGCUGAGGUGCUGGAGUUGGCGGGAAACGCCUCUAAGGACCUGAAGGUGAAGCGCAUCACGCCCCGCCAUCUGCAGCUGGCCAUCCGCGGGGACGAGGAGCUCGACUCACUCAUCAAGGCCACCAUCGCUGGAGGAGGAGUCAUCCCCCACAUCCACAAGUCUCUGAUUGGCAAGAAGGGACAGCAGAAGACCGUAUAACCCCGCCUCCACGGUCAGGUCAUCUCAGGACAACAGCGGCGUCUCCGAAGGACCUAGAACGUUCUUUCUUUUAAGACUGUUUUAAAGGUGGGGGGGGUGGUAGGGGAGGGAGAAGAGGGUUGUCCUCUGCCCCUGUUCAUUCUGGGUUUUUUUGUUUUGUUUUUUUAAAGGAAGGUUGGCUUCAGAGAAGCUGGGAUUUUCCAUUUUAAGAUUCAUGUUCAGGUACCGAGCUGGGGGGUGUGGUAAAGUGGGGGGUGAGGGGUGUGCGGUUUGACUGAAGUGACUUCCUGGAAAUAAAGGUCAAUAAGCACUCCUCUGCCUCUGAACUUCCUUUCCUGGGGUGUGCCAGUUUGUGUGAUGCGGACAGGACAGAUUUAGUAACUAGAAAAGGGGAGUUCCUCUAAUCACAAAGUAAGCUUUCUGACUACUUCAGGGCACGCUUUGGGUUUACAGGAAGUGUCAGCCAGUCACAAUGGCUGUUGUUUAUUAGCUGACACCAAUGUACUUUCUGAUUGGAGGUCCUCUGGUGGGCUGUGUUGUAUACCAUUAAAGGUCUGAAGUGUAAUAGGAAA